GAGAGAGAGAGAGAGAGAGAGAGAGCACCACGCAAGCGCGCAAAGAAGAGAUUGGACACCUGAUUUUGUGGGGUGUCUUUCUCGGCCGCUAUUUCACAUUUUAAGUCAAACAAUCCGUGUUUUUGAAAGGCCCUCGCAGUGCCGUGGGGGCACAUGCCGUGGAUUAUUAUCAGCAUGGACAAAUGGGGGAGAGAGGACAGAACACUGCGUUGACUUCUGAAGCAACGCGCACAGUCUUGACGCUAUAGCGUUACGCAUUUAUUUUACUGUGAGCGCUUUUCCCCCCCGUUUGAAUCCCACUCGCUGCUGCAUCUCAACAUUGUAAAAGUCCAAUAUCUGUGGAUAAGGAACAGAGCAGGGUGUUGUCAGAGAGGGAUGAGAGGAGGAGGGGGCAGUAUGAGGUGUGCUUUUUUUGGAAAAGCCGGAGAAAGACGGACACCGAGAAGGUGUAGUGAUGUGCGAAAGCCUGCGACGCGUUCCCCUCCUGAGAAAUAAUCGCGAUCAGGGAAGAAAUGGCCUAGUUAAAACAUCAUCGACACACCGGCAGAGGAUAGAAAAGAAGAAUCGUGUCUAGAUGGACGGGCCAUCAUCAUCAUCAUCGUCAUCAUUAUAAUUCCUGUGCUGGCAUCGAGUCUUUUUAGGUAUAACUGGCUUCCUGACUGCAGCUCUGGACCCACCAGGACGAGGAUCCAAAGAGGAAGACGGAUGAGACCACAGAGUCUACCUGAGAAUGCGACCUGUCCCUCCGCCUCACCAUGUCACCCUAGAAAAACUGUUAACCUGCCCUUGUCCACAAAUCCUCUUUUUGCCUUUGUUAUUUCCCAUAACCCACUGAGUUUGUGAUCCCCCUUUACGCCCAGCUGAAGUCCUAGUGAUAUGACUAAAAGAGCAUUUAUUUUGGACAUGUUGUUUUUUCCUCUCAAUGCUGCCAGCCACCAAGGCUAUGGCGGGAAGCGCCACUAUACGUCUCAGCAGGUUGCUAAUCACUGUCUGCUGUGGCUCUUGGGACUAGUGCUACACCUCACCCUCUCCUCGUGUCAACGGGUUGACCUGAAACACCCCAUAGUGUCCACUGGCUAUGGAAAGAUCCGUGGAAUCAGGAAGGAGCUCAACAAUGAGAUCUUGGGGCCGGUGGAACAGUACUUAGGUGUGCCGUAUGCCACCGCACCUGUCGGCGAGCGCCGCUUCCAGCCUCCUGAAGCUCCAGGAUCCUGGCAAGAGAUUCGCAAUGCCACCCAUUUUGCACCAGUGUGUCCCCAGAAUGUCCACGGGGUUUUACCUGAGAUCAUGCUGCCAGUGUGGUUCACAGACAACCUGGAUGCUGCAGCAACCUAUGUUCAGAACCAGAGUGAAGACUGCCUUUACCUCAACAUCUAUGUACCCACUGAAGAUGGUCCGCUCACGAAAAAGCAUGAUGAGUCUACAAUGAACAGACCGAGGGAUGAAGAUAUUCGGGAUCGUCGUAAGAAGCCAGUGAUGCUGUUCAUCCACGGAGGCUCCUACAUGGAGGGCUCGGGGAACUUGUUUGAUGGCAGCGUCCUUGCUGCCUAUGGAAAUGUCAUUGUGGUCACCAUGAACUAUCGGCUUGGUGUGCUCGGGUUUCUGAGCACAGGGGACCAGUCUGCUAAGGGGAACUAUGGCUUGUUGGACCAGAUCCAGGCCCUGCGCUGGCUCAAUGAAAACAUUGGCCACUUUGGAGGAGACCCAGAGAGAAUCACCAUCUUUGGCUCAGGCGCUGGUGCCGCCUGUGUGAACCUUCUCAUCCUCUCCCACCACUCCGAGGGCCUGUUCCAGAGGGCCAUCGCUCAGAGCGGCUCAGCCAUUUCCAGCUGGGCAGUCAACUACCGACCGAUGAUGUACACCAAGAUCUUGGCCAGGAAGGUCGGCUGCACUCUGGGGGAUAUGGCUGAGUUAGUGGAAUGCCUGAGGAGGAAGAGUUUCAGGGAGUUAGUGGACCAAGACAUCCAGCCUGCACGCUACCACAUCGCUUUCGGACCUGUAGUAGAUGGGGAUGUGGUGCCUGACGAUCCUGAGAUCCUCAUGCAGCAGGGUGAGUUCUUGAACUACGACAUAUUGCUGGGCGUCAACCAGGGAGAGGGCCUGAAAUUUGUGGACGACAGUGAAGGAGAAGACGGAAUAUCCGCAGCCUCGUUUGACUACACCAUCUCCAACUUUGUGGACAAUCUGUAUGGAUACCCUGAUGGUAAAGACAUUCUGAGAGAAACCAUAAAGUUCAUGUACACCGACUGGGCUGACAGGGACAACAGUGACAUGCGUAGGAAGACCCUCCUGGCUCUGUUCACGGACCAUCAGUGGGUGGCCCCGGCUGUCGCCACCGCCAAACUGCACGCUGAGUUCCAGUCGCCCGUCUAUUUCUAUACCUUCCACCACCACUGUCAGACCGAGGCGAGGCCAGACUGGGCCGACGCAGCCCAUGGAGAUGAGAUCCCAUAUGUGUUUGGGAUUCCCAUGGUGGGAGCCACUGACCUGUUUCCCUGUAACUUCUCCAAGAACGAUGUAAUGCUCAGUGCCGUGGUCAUGACAUACUGGACCAACUUUGCCAAGACAGGAGAUCCUAACCUACCAGUUCCUCAGGACACCACGUUCAUCCACACCAAGCCCAACCGCUUUGAAGAGGUCAUCUGGACCAAGUUCAGUUCCAAAGACAAGCAGUACUUGCAUAUCGGCCUGAAGCCUCGUGUCAGAGACAACUACCGGGCCAACAAGGUGGCCUUCUGGCUGGAGCUGGUGCCACAUCUCCACAGCCUCCACAAGGAAAUCAUUAGCUCCAUCACAACUCGACUGCCGCCCGGAGGCACCAACCGCUGGAAGGGCCCUCACAGCCCCGGCACCCGCUCCACACGGCACCCUGUAAUCUCCACCUAUCCGCCUGAUCCUGAACCCUAUGGUUCAGAGAGACCCCGCUUUUCUCCCUUUCCCGACGUGACGCGGGACUACUCCACCGAGCUGAGUGUGACGGUAGCUGUGGGCGCCUCGCUUCUUUUCCUCAACGUGCUGGCCUUUGCUGCGCUUUACUACAAACGGGAUAAGCGCCAUGAACUCAUGCAGAGACGCCACCGCCGGCUGUCCCCGCAGCGUGUCACGACGAUGGGCAUGGGCGUCGGCAUGGGAGUAGUAGGGGCCCCGCCGCACAAUGACCUGGCGCUGAGUCAGGAGGAGGAGCUAAUGUCACUGCAGAUGAAGCAGCAGAGAGUGGAGCUGGAGCACGGCACACCCCUCCCUUCCCGCGGCAUCCACGGCGACCUGGAACCCCUGCGGCCCCCCGUGUGCCCACCUGACUACACGCUGGCCCUGCGGCGGGCGCCGGAGGAUGUGCCACUGAUGACAGCCAACACCAUCACCAUGAUCCCGAGCACCAUCAGCAGCAUGCAGCCCCUCCACCCCUUCAACACUUAUCCCCCUGUCCCGGCCCCCUCCACCACACCCGUGCCCAGCCACAGCAACAAUGCCCUGCCACACCAACACUCCACCACCCGUGUAUAGGACCAGGCACAACCUCUGCUACCCCACCCUGGGCUUACAGAGACGCACCACACAAACUGCUCCAUACAAACCCCACUCUCACCACCGUCUUUUCUUCUUCACUAUAUCUUUGUCUUUUCUCAUGAAGCCCUCAAAUAAAGCUGCAGUUUGUAAGAUUUUAAGCAGUGAAAUACCUCUAAAAUGUAACCAUAAAUCAAGGAGGAGAUGA
Molecule: messenger RNA, 3712 nt
Organism: Etheostoma spectabile (orangethroat darter)
Lineage: Eukaryota; Metazoa; Chordata; Actinopteri; Perciformes; Percidae
Gene: nlgn2b
Product: neuroligin 2b
Exons: 9
Coding region: 877-3504 (875 amino acids)
Cellular component (GO): membrane
Molecular function (GO): neurexin family protein binding
Source: RefSeq, a predicted model, not a curated record